AUGGCCACCGCUGCACCCAGCGAGGCCGCCGCCAACCUCACCAACGGCACUACGAACACCACCCCCCCUCCUCCUCCUCCGCCGCCGCCCUCCACCCUCCGCCCCCUGCGGCACGUCUACACCGCGCACGACACGCACGCCAACACCGCCAUCUUCACCAAGAUCCGCCCCGGCUCGCCCACCCCCCACGACGACGGCCGCCUCGCCAUCGACGACGUCUACGCCGCCUCCACCCUCUCCGGCGCGCCCGGCCGCGUCCGCCCCGUCCACCACCACCACAGCCCUCCACACUAUCACGACGAUGAGUACGGCGGCGACAGCAGGCGGAGCACCGCGAGCGGGGUCCUCUCCGCCGGCGUGGCCAGCCCCGGCGGCGGCACCGUCUGCCGCGUCGUCGACAUAGCCCCGGGGCACGAGUGCGCGACACAGCGCGGCGCCGCUGCCUCUAGCUCCAGCGAGGACGACAGCGGGGGCGGAGGGAGCAGGGUCGGGAACACAGGCGGCGGCGGCGGCGGGGGAGCCAUGAACAUCGACUACGCCAUCGUCGUGGAGGGCGAGGUCACGCUGCGGCUCGACUCGGGCGAGGAGACAGUCCUGGGGAGGGGCGACGUGGCGGUCCAGCGCGCGGGGAGGCACCUGUGGAGGAACGCAGGCGCGACGGAGUGGGCGCGCAUGGUGCUCGUGCUGCAGGACUGCCGGGCGCCGUCGAGCGGCAUAGACGGGGAGGGCAUGCAGUUUCGGUAG
This is a messenger RNA of Purpureocillium lilacinum, 744 nucleotides long. RefSeq lists its product as uncharacterized. The record is from RefSeq and is a predicted model, not a curated record. Lineage: Eukaryota; Fungi; Ascomycota; Sordariomycetes; Hypocreales; Ophiocordycipitaceae.